This is a messenger RNA of Podarcis raffonei (Aeolian wall lizard), 1733 nucleotides long. RefSeq names its product cyclin B3 (gene CCNB3). Gene Ontology annotation, molecular function: cyclin-dependent protein serine/threonine kinase regulator activity. Gene Ontology annotation, cellular component: nucleus; cyclin-dependent protein kinase holoenzyme complex; cytoplasm. NCBI's taxonomy places the organism in Eukaryota, Metazoa, Chordata, Lepidosauria, Squamata, Lacertidae. The coding region runs from base 95 to 1516 and encodes 473 amino acids. The transcript has 12 exons. The record is from RefSeq and is a predicted model, not a curated record. Gene Ontology annotation, biological process: mitotic cell cycle phase transition; regulation of cyclin-dependent protein serine/threonine kinase activity.
UUUCCCCGCUGGAUUCCUUCGGGGGCAAGGAUUCCCGUCCAACUUUCACCCUGGGAGUUGGGUAUGAGUCCGCCCCCACCGCCGCCGCCUCUGGAUGCCCAAGGCACGCCUUGCCCUUGCGGCUCUGCGGCCAAACCCCCUUGAACUCUUCAGCGUCCUUCUUGACCACGCAUUGUUUCAGGGUGCCCAGCUGUUACCAGGUCUUUCCUCUCGGGACUCCCCUGCCCUGUUUCUUUGGAGAGAUUGGCUUCUAGUUGGGAAGAUGCCACGUCCGCGCAACUUCGUGCCGUCCCAAGUAGACGGAGCAAAUGCGGGUGCGGAUAAUGCCGAAGCACAGCAGGAGCUGAGCUCUCUGGCAAAGCGACCCCAACCCCUCGGGGCUUGCCGAAAGCGUCCUGCAUUUGGGGAUAUGACCAAUGCCCACACGUCAUUACAGAAGCAAGGGAAGAAGGAGGUGGCCAAGAAAGCCUCAGAGAUAACAACUCUGCCGCAAGUCACAGAGAGCGACGGACACGUCGUGAAAAAGUCUCUAAGCAAAGCUGCCUCUGAGGAAGCACCACCAAACUCUGACCAAUUUGCUAAGAAGAGUGCGAUUCAGGACAAAGAAGAGGAGAUGGACCAUUCCCUGACAUCGGUGGAUCAAAUGGCGUCGGCACUGAACCCCGCUUGCUCUGAGACAAUGGAGGUCAUGCCAGUCGACAACAACGGCCAGCCAGGCGACCCUUACGCCAACUGUGAAUAUGCCUUGGACAUCUUUAUGUACAUGCGGGAACGUGAGGAGAGGUACUUGCUCCCAGACUACAUGAAGGAUCAGCCUGACAUCACCACAGAAAUGCGGGCCAUCUUGGUGGACUGGAUGGUGGAAGUGCAGGAGAACUUCGAGCUCAAUCAUGAGACACUUUACUUGGCGGUCAAGCUGUUGGACCACUUUUUGGCGAAAGAGACCACCAUGCGAGACAGACUGCAGCUCAUUGGCUCCACAGCCAUCCUCAUUGCCUCCAAGUUUGAGGAGCGCUGCCCACCCUGCGUGGAUGACUUUCUGUACAUCUGUGAUGAUGCAUACGAUAGAAAGAUGCUCCUCUGCACUGAAAAGAGUAUCCUGAUAGCGCUCAAGUAUGACAUCAACAUCCCCAUCGCUUACCGCUUCCUCCGGCAAUAUGCCAAGUGCGCACAGGUCAACAUGGAGACUCUGACGCUGGCUCGCUUCAUUUGCGAACUCACCCUACAGGAUUACAACUUCGUACAGGAAAGCGCCUCUCAGCUGGCUUCCGCCUGCCUCUUUUUGGCACUCAGGAUGAAAGAGCUCGGGGGCUGGGGUCCCACACUAGAACGUUACAGUGGCUACAAAGAUAAAGAGCUUUACCCUCUGGUGAAGAAACUCAACUUCAUGCUGAUCUACAAGCACGAUGAACGACUCAAUACUGUGUACAGCAAGUACUCCCACCGGGUCUUCUUUGAGGUGGCCAAGAUACCCCCCAUCAACAUGCGGAAGCUGGAGGAAGCCUUGCAGAGCUAGCUCUUCCUUGGCAGGACCCAAGGAGGCCCCUUGGACGUUCUUGUGCUGAGGUGCUGCAAUGCUGUUUCACUGUAGAUGACCUGUAAAUAGACAUGUACUAUUAGCCCUAGAGAACCCCUCCUCUUUUUGUAACAUAAAUUGCAAUUAAAAAAUAUAUAUUUAAAAAAUGUAUGGUGGGUAGUGGGGGAAAAUAAAACAUAUCACUUUUGCUAAAGAU